AAUUGUUAACCGGUAUUUGUAGUAGAUAAAUAUCGUUAUCAUAAUAUCUCUACGAUAUUUUUCACAAUAGUUUUUUAAAGCAGGUAUAUAUUAAAGAUUUCUUUUUGCCUUGUUUACAUGACUAUAUUCUAAGUAAAUUACAGGAAUACCUGUACCAUAACUCGCUAUAAAAUUGUGUUGAUUGAUUUUAUUAAUUAAUAAAUAUUCAUAUUUUAUGUAUGUAUGAAAAUUAUGCAUAUUGUAUUUAUAGAAAUUUGCAUAUCAAUCAGAAAAGGUGAAAACUACUCAAAAAAAACCAGCACAAUACUAUCUGUUAGACUGUUACUGUAAAAGUCUUUAGGCCUAUUACUUCAAGUCAGCCAAUUUUUUGUCCUCUAUACAGGUACAUACAACAACUGUUGAAUAAUUGUUAAGGGAUAAUUAAGGAUGGACGAAAGAGGAGAAUCUUUUCCUCUCGGACCUGACUUCGAAGGGAAAUAUAAACCUAUAUUUGAAAAUUAUGGACCAAGGGGAAUACCUUUAAGUGAAAUAAGAAAACAACUACUCGAAAAUGAUGAUUCUAUUCCCAGACAACUAAUGAGGGAACUUAUCAGAAAGGCUGACAGCGAUAGAGAUGGCCAUCUUAGCUAUAACGAAUUUAUUAGAUUGAUGCAAUUACGCCAAAGACAUUUAACGAGAUUUCAAAGAUUAGUUAGAGGAGCCAUUAGUACAGUUGUACCGAGAGGAGCCGUCAACGAAUACGGUGAAGACGUUGUAGAUAGUUAUAUCGACCAUUACACCUGCAAACCUCCGCCUAUGUUUAUGAUUUUAAUAAGUGUUAUUGAAACAAUUGUCUUUAUCAUUUACGCUGUUAUUCUGAGUAAAAGAGGAACUCCGGUGACUGCAAAUACCGGUUGCCCAACUGAUUCUCCUCUUAUCUUUAAUCCAUCGAGAAGAUACGAAGCUUGGAGAUUUCUUUCUUACAUGCUAAUGCACGUAGGCUAUCUUCAUCUUAUUUUCAAUCUCAUUUUUCAACUUUUACUUGGAAUUCCAUUGGAAUUAGUUCAUAAAUGGUGGAGAAUGUUAAUCGUCUAUUUCUUAGGAGUUAUAGCCGGGUCAUUGUGCCAUACUGUAUUUGAUCAAACCACAUUUUUAGCGGGAGCCAGCGGUGGUUGUUAUGCUUUAAUAGGAGCUCAUUUUGCUAUUGUUAUUAUGAAUUGGAAAGAAAUGACACACGAUUGGAUGGACGGGGUGGUUAAAUUCCUGCUAAGUGCACCGGUUCGGCUAGGUUUUUGGACAAUAUUAGCUGGUGCGGAUAUUGGUGUUGCAGUAUAUAAACGAUACUUUCUGGAAGAGACAACGAACGUCGGUUACGCAGCCCAUUUAGGAGGAGCAUUAGCCGGUUUACUAAUUGGUAUACCGGUAAUGAAGAAUAUAAAGAAAUUAAAAUGGGAAAGAGUUGUAUUUUGGGUUUCCAUAGUAUUAUAUCUACUCUUUGUAGCGUUUGCAGUAUUAUGGAAUAUAUUUUACAAAGGAUUUCCAAAAACUGAUUGGACAAAAUGCUGUAAAGCAGAUAGUUAG
Dimorphilus gyrociliatus is the source of this 1560-nucleotide messenger RNA. The record is from the annotation of a GenBank genome assembly. Lineage: Eukaryota; Metazoa; Annelida; Polychaeta; Dinophilidae.